AUGAUGGAAGAAAGAGUCCUCAACGAUAUAUUCACUUCUGUGCGACAUGAGAUGAAGUCCGGGAACGUCAUCUGGGAAGAGCUCAUCUCAUCUGGACUGCGCUACGUCUCAGCCGUCAGGACGGCAAUUGCAGCCCACUCUCAGUUCCUCGAAGUGCUCAACAAAGUCGGAAACUUCUCAUCACGCUCUUCGGCUGGAAGGGAUGAAGUCGGAGCUUUGUUGUGCCAACUGGUUGACGAACAACGCUGCGCAGAUGAGCUCCGAGAAGCCUCAGUCAAACAGCUUGCUGAUAGCGUCCUCUCGCCACUUCGUGAACGAGUACAAGAGUGGAACAAGAGCCUCGACUCAAGCUCCUCCUCGAAGCUGAAUGGCUCCACAAAAUCGCUGUCGAAGGGAUCUUCAGAAAACAUAUUCAAUCGGGCAGCAAUGACCUUGUCCCGUCGCUCUCGACGUGGAUCAUCCUCCAAACCCCAAGGACAAAAGGAUCAGCAGUCCGAAUCGCCAAUACUCCGCCACGUGAACAAAGAUACUGUAGCCAACGCACUGGUGGAACAUCGCGCGCGAAUGUCUACCUUCGUUCGUUCACUUUCUCCUUAUGUUGCCUCGCAAGUUACCUUUGGAGCUCAACUCGCUAAAAUGCAGCGAUCUGGUGGCAGCCUUGGAACUGUGACGACUGUCAAGUCUUACCAAAUUCAUAGCUGGCUGGAUGAACAAAUCGCGAUGGCAAAUGGAAGUCUAAGAAACGGAAGCCACGCUAGGAAGUCCUCGGUCAGCUCGAUGAAUUCAAUUAGCAGUUCGAAAUCAGACUCAAAUUCGUCGGGUAGAACCGAACCGCCUUCUGACUUGCGACAGACACUUUUACGCCAAACUUCUGAGUACCGACUUUCCUCGACAUCACACGAUUCUGGUUUCACUUCCCAAGCGCUCGACAACGACCUCCCCGAGAUGCUCCCGAUUGACACCAGCUGCCCAACCAACACGUCGAAUUCGCCAACCGCUACAUUCGCCGCAAACAGGACAAAUUCAUGGCGCAACUGGCCUAAACCCGGGCCCUACGAUGAGAACAAAAACACAUCUCGCAACGCUUCUUGCCCCGGAUCACCCACCAAGACAAACUCAACAAAUGUUCAAGAUCAGUUCAACAACACGCUCCCAGAUGGAUUUGUCUUGCCGCCGCCACCACCAGAACUGCUCAGCAGCCAAUUCAAUGAGCUCCAAGUGAAUACAACCGACAACAGCGCGAAUAGUGAGCAGGCUCGCAGCAUAAGCUCAAUGAGCUCCGCACCACUCUCCCCAUUCAUGGCAAAUCCUAGUGGUUUCACAGACGAUUAUCAACCACCACGUAGAGAAAUCACGAAUGGCCUGGCAACUAUUCGCCGGACUCCAUCAUCCUCUGCUUCCAGUCCACUACGCCGCGGACUGGUUCCUACUCCUGUCCCAGUUCCGCCCGUUCCUUCCGCCUCGCCACAAGCUUCUCCCAGUAUAACUUCCACGCCCAAAAAGGUGCCUCCACCGCCGCCUCCCGCAAGUGCGAAACCAAAGCAACUCGCGCCUCCCCCUUUGACAACUCGUCCUCCUCUUCCAAUGCAGAAGCCCAAGCGCAACGGCUCCGUUCUAUCAUUCAACGGUUUCGGCUAA
Oikopleura dioica is the source of this 1638-nucleotide messenger RNA. The record is from the annotation of a GenBank genome assembly. NCBI's taxonomy places the organism in Eukaryota, Metazoa, Chordata, Appendicularia, Copelata, Oikopleuridae.